UUCGUUUAAGUUAGUUAGGUGCAGCUGGGAUAAGUGUUUUAUCAUUUUUGAAUGAGAAUUAAGUGAAUUAUCAAUAAUGGGUACCGCAAACGAAUUGCCAGGAUCAAUAUAACGUUUCAGAUCACAAAUGGCUGCUGACUUGCUGUUGAAAGCGAGCAAGCAUUCUAAGUAUUUACCGUAUAGAAAUUUUUUGUAUCAUAGAUUUUUUGUGGGACUGCUCUUGUUUAUAGUGAUAUCUUUAGUGUUAACAGUGGUGUUCAAUGCGUUUAGUGGUCCUUUGCCGCGGACUAGUGUUUACGAGUCUAUUGAUUUGAAUAAAAGAAGCAAAGUGGUAUUAUCACGCAAUGCUCCGUUUUCGCAGAUUCGAUCUGCGAAUUGUACAUAUUGGGAUUGCUUCGACGUCUACAAAUGCGGGAGAGGAGGUCAUGAUAAGAUAACCAUAUACAUUUAUCCGUUAAAAGAUUAUCAGACUGAGAAUGGGAAUUCAAUAUCGCAAUUUUCUAGAGAAUUUUACUUGAUAUUAGAUACAAUAAAACACAGCAAGUACUAUACGACAAACCCAGAGGAAGCGUGUUUGCUGGUCCCUAGCAUAGACACAUUAAAUCAAGCAAGUUUCUCUAAGAGUGAAGUGUCACAAGCUUUGCAAUCUCUUUCUCAUUGGAAUAAUGGUGAAAACCACCUACUGUUCAACAUGCUGCCUGGAUCACCGCCUAAUUACAAUCCAGUCAUCGAUCUCAAUACUUCAAAAGCAAUUAUAGCAGGUGCUGGAUUUAAUACAUGGACUUUCCGCUAUGGCUUUGACAUUUCUGUACCAGUGUAUAGCCAAAUUGCUGAAAAUAUUGAUAAUACCCAACCAAAAAAGAAAAACUAUCUGAUAAUAUCAGCGCAACUUAACAUCCCCGAGAAUUAUCUUGAAGAUUUACAGAGUACUGCAUCGUCGUCUAAUGAUUUACUAUUACUCGACGAAUGUAAAACUGGGGAUGUACUUGAUUACACUAAAAGAUGUGAAUACACCACAGGCCGUGAGUUUAAUUACCCAGAUAUAUUGAAAGAGGGCUUGUUUUGUUUGGUUGUAAGAAGUGCAAGACUUACUCAUUCAUUAUUAAUGGAUGUCAUCGCCUCACAGUGCAUACCAGUGGUUAUAUCGGAUUCUGUAGUUAUGCCAUUCAAUUCUCAUUUAGACUGGCAUAGAAUAGCAAUGUUCAUACCGGAAGAUAACAUAAAGAAUUUGUUAAAGAUCAUCAGUUCAGUCAGUAAUGAGAGACGUGGUGAAUUGUUUUGGCAAUUGCGUUGGGUUUAUGAUAAAUACUUUGCGAGUAUAGAGAAGAUAACAUUAGCAACAUUAGAAAUAAUUAACGAGAAAGUGUUCCCGUUGGCAGCUAGGACAUAUGAAGAAUGGAACAUGCCAGAACAUUUGUAUGGUCCAUCGAAUCCACUAUUCCUACCAGUGACAGCGCCGAAAGCACCAGGCUUUACUGCGGUCAUAUUAACGUACGACCGGGUCGAAAGUCUGUUUACGCUGGUCAAGAAACUAGUCCGCACCCCGAGCUUAGCCAAGAUCCUUGUCAUAUGGAACAACCAAAAAAAAGCGCCUCCACCAUCCGCCCAGUGGCCGGUCAUCAAUAAACCGUUAAAAGUGAUACGGACGAAAGAAAACAAAUUGUCGAACAGAUUCUUUCCAUACGACGAGAUCGAAACGGAAUGUCAGUUGACUAUCGACGAUGACAUUGUCAUGUUGACGCCCGACGAACUGGAGUUCGGUUUUGACGUAUGGCGUGAGUUUCCGGACCGGAUCGUCGGGUUCCCUUCGAGACUCCAUCUCUGGGAUAACGCGACUAAUUCGUGGCGUUACCACAGCGAAUGGACUAAUCAGAUUUCUAUGGUUUUAACCGGAGCCGCGUUCCACCACAAGAUCUGGUCCUGGUACUACACGUAUAAGAUGCCGUCCGAGAUCAGAACGUGGGUGGACGACAACUUCAAUUGCGAAGACAUAGCCAUGAACUUCCUCGUCGCUAACGUGACCAGAAAACCUCCAAUCAAGGUUACACCCCGUAAGAAGUUCAAGUGUCCGGAGUGCACCAAUACGGAGAUGCUGUCAGCGGACGCGCAGCACAUGGCGCAGCGCUCGGCCUGCGUGGGGCGCUUCGCCUCCGCCUACGGGCACAUGGCGCUUCGCCCCGUCGAGUUCCGCGCCGACCCGCUGCAGUACCGGGAGACGGGGGCCGGCGUGCCGCACGCCUACCCCGACAUUGGCGCCCUGUAGCGCGGUACGUGGGACCACUCCUAGCUCUGUAUUAGGCCCGGUGUUUCAGCUAAACUCUAAGAAUCACUAGUAUUUAUAGUUAAGAUCAUAAAUGGAAAUGAUGUGUCCCGCUGCUUGAGGGAGGGAAGAGCGACUGAGAUAUGCCCCAGCUCAGAAUGAGAAACCAUUGGAUUUCAAUUAAAACGGACAGAAAAUAAUAAUUGUCUAUAGUCAUUGUCAAUGUCAAGAUCUUCACUAUAAAUGGAGGUGAUGUGUCCCGCUGCUUGAGGAAGGGAAGAGCGAACUAGUUAAGCCCCAGCUCCGAAUGAGAAACCAUUGGGUUUCAAUUAAAACGAACGGAAAAAUAAUAAUUGUCUAUUAGGAGGAGAUCUACUUAGUUAGAUAAUGUUUGUGGAUUUUUCUAGAAAUCGCCACGAAAAAGACAUCGAUCAGCUAGUAGUACUGGGACAUUGACAGGUUUGAUAUUGACGAGUGUCAAUAUUGUUUGUGACACUAAACUGUUGUUUUGACGAGAUGACAUUUCGAUUUAUUUAUUUAUUAUGUGACAGUGAAAUGUCAUUUCUAAUGUCACUCGCAUGUGUGUGGAUGUGGUCAUUAAUUGAUGCGUACGUUCUGUUGUAAUUGAAAAAAUGGUUGACCGUAAACGUUUUAACAAUAAGUAGUUAAUAUUUUUUUACGAUUAAAAUCAAACGAAUAUGGUCACUUUUUAAAUAUAAUAAUUGACGAUGAUUAUUAAAGGGUUGAUUGUGGUCGGAAUUUGAAGCACUUUUAUAAAACAAACAUAAUAAUGAAAUAGUGCCUGUUGGCCUUGGACAUUACUUCAAAUGCGCUUUUGAUUUUAAAGUUCGAGAAUAACUAUAUUUUCAUCUACUGAAGUUACGUACAGUAAUAGCCCUUUAUUCGCGCUUCCUUCGCAUUUUCACGGAAAAAAAAUGCGACCCAAUUCUUCAU
Molecule: messenger RNA, 3214 nt
Organism: Bombyx mandarina (wild silkworm)
Lineage: Eukaryota; Metazoa; Arthropoda; Insecta; Lepidoptera; Bombycidae
Gene: sotv
Product: exostosin glycosyltransferase sotv
Cellular component (GO): membrane
Molecular function (GO): glycosyltransferase activity
Source: RefSeq, a predicted model, not a curated record